AUCAUUCUUCGGUCUACUUUCAGGCGAAGAAGACGUGUUCUCUUGACGUUCGCUUGGUCAUUGUCAAAACAAAGAAAAUAAAUUGUCAAUAAGUUUGCAUGGAAAAUUCGCAAUUACCAGUGUGUACAAAUUAAACGAUUAAAGUGAAUUAAUAUAUUUAAUAGUUGUUUGCGGAUUUCAAACAGUGCUUCACGAAAACCUCUUUGCACACAAUUCACAUUUUUUUCAAUUUUAUUCGCUGAAUCAAUGGAUACUACGGAAACAAUUCCAACUGUAGAGACUGAUAAUAGAAAACCAUAUAAGGUGAAGGAUGUCACUAGGAACAUCAAAAAGGCUGUCGUGGCAGCUACUCUUGAGGAAGUGAAGACAAAGUCAGCAGAAAAGUUCGGGCGUUCUACGGAAGUACUUCCAACCAUUCACCUCGACUCGGAUGGAACGGAAAUUGAUGAUGAGGAAUAUUUUCAAACACUAGAAGCUAAUGCAGAGUUGAUAGCUGUCUUCUCCGGAGAACAAUGGAUGGAUCCCACACAUUAUGUAACGAUAACGACCCGUCGCGACUCUGCUGACAGUACGGACUGUGCAGACGUAGAGAGGGUGCAUCUGAAGAAGUUGGUGGGACAGCUGAAGAAUAAUUUAUGCAGCGUGUCUGUGCUGAGUGAGCCAGAUCUGGAACUGCUGUCGAACAUGGAUCCCAAUUCUCUAGCCGACAUUACGGGCAAGGACUUCAUAGAGCAGCUAAAAGAGGCAUCAGGCAGACUCCUGCAUGAAAAGCGACAGGCUUUUGACGCAAUUGAGCUGCUAAGGAUGCUGGCCAAGGAGCGCGGAAUUACACUUGAGGUGCACCAUGACAUUAGUGAUGCCAUUAUUGUUCGUGAACGCAAUUCUAGUGGACCAUCUCUUGAACAUUCCACAAAUUACGCUUCAUGUAGUGAAACAAAAAGGGAUGCACCACGAUCAAAAAAUUCCGAAUCUUCGCCAGCAACUUGAUACGUGUAUUAAUUCAAUACACAAUUAAUGAAGAAACCCUGCAAGCCACAUUAAAGCACACAUUAACGACAUAUUAACUAUUAAUAUGAUUGCAAAUGUUAAACACUAAACUUACAUGUAAAAUUUCAAAGGUAGACACCUUUAAAAGAAAUAAUCGCUACAUGUAGUUGUUAUUACCGAUUAACAAUAACACUUUCUGGUAGAACGGAGAAAUAAUAAAGCGCAGAGUCUAUUGUUCAAUGAGAAAUGUUGCAUAUAAAAUAAUCUAAAAUUAUGAAAGCAAAAAAAAAAUCAAAUAGAAUGGUAAAGUUGCGAAAUAUCCCACGUAAAUUUAUUUGUCGAUGUGUUAGCCGAAAAAGGACAGACGAAUUAUAUAGAGUCGUGGUGUUAAAGUACUUAUAAUUAAAGAUAAAAGUAACAUGAUAUUUUUGCGAUAUACAAGGAAGAAAGGCGAUAAGAAAGAUUAUGAUGACGAAGAAACUCGCCUACAGUGAGAAUUAUAUUUAACAGAAUUUUCAAAAUUAUUGGCAAAGCUUGCAAACAUAACAAUGAAAAUUAUUAUCAUAUUAAAAAAAAAAUUGCAAACUUUUAUUCUGAAAAUGUUCAACAAUCUUCUUAUAUCACCGUUUGAGCACUGAUUUUAACAUUUUAUUGUUGUCUAAAAUAGAAGUUUAUUGAUAUAACAUUAUUCUGCCAUUUAACUGCAAUGCAAAUACAAACUUAUUUUAAAAAAAAAGAAACGAAUAAUAAUAAUAGAAAACCCACAAAAAACAUUUAUGAUAAUUCAAUUAAAAAAAAAAACCUAAAUCGGAAAAUUCCAAAUUCAAAUCCCUCAUGGUUGAAUUUCUCGAAUAACAUUACCUUUUCCGACAUGGUAAAACCUUCCCAAGACUGAUAGAUUUACCCUCGAGAUGACACGAUAAAAAUUUCGUACUUAGUUCUUUUACUCCAAUUGUACUCGUAAGUUAACAUGGCGUAAAUUAAAAAUGUGAAAAUCAAAAGACAUAUAGUGUCUUUCAAAUUGACAAAUUCUUUGUCAACCUUAUUAAGUCCUUAGAGAGAAUACGAAUAAACAAAAAAAAUCUUACUUUUAAACCCAAAAAUAUACAGAUGUAUAUUUAAAAAAAUCAAAAGUUAGAAAAACAAAUUCGGAUUUGAUCAUAGUGUGCUGUUAAACCAUACCGUUACCCAAGUGACCCCAAAAAAAGGUAAAUUUUUGGAAAACUGUAUUUAUGAAAAAAAAAAACAUUUUCUCAUUCAAUUUUUUUUGUAAUGAAUAUCAAGUACAUUUGAAACAAAAAGCAUUUGAAAAUUGUCAAUGUCAUCUAUUUGACAACGAAUUUGCACAGUCGAAACACUUCUUGAACAAUGUAAAAUGCAACAUUAAAUGUAACACGAACCAGAACCAGCAUGUCAAUAAAUUCCUUGUAGAGAACAAA
Phlebotomus papatasi is the source of this 2426-nucleotide messenger RNA. It is a transcript of the gene Drep1, whose product is annotated as DNA fragmentation factor subunit alpha. Gene Ontology annotation, biological process: regulation of apoptotic process; apoptotic process. The transcript has 4 exons. NCBI's taxonomy places the organism in Eukaryota, Metazoa, Arthropoda, Insecta, Diptera, Psychodidae. The record is from RefSeq and is a predicted model, not a curated record. The coding region runs from base 247 to 987 and encodes 246 amino acids.